Molecule: messenger RNA, 4942 nt
Organism: Myripristis murdjan (pinecone soldierfish)
Lineage: Eukaryota; Metazoa; Chordata; Actinopteri; Holocentriformes; Holocentridae
Gene: stard5
Product: StAR related lipid transfer domain containing 5
Exons: 6
Coding region: 435-1070 (211 amino acids)
Biological process (GO): cholesterol import
Molecular function (GO): cholesterol transfer activity; cholesterol binding
Source: RefSeq, a predicted model, not a curated record
CCUGUGCCAGCAUCAUCAUCAUCAUCAUCCACAUCAUCAUCCUUUUUUCAAGGGACUUCAGGUUUGGGUGACUCAGGGAGAUGGAUUAUAAGACAGACGCCAAGGCUAAAUCUGAUUUGCUCAGAGUUGUGAUUAAUGUAAACUAGCUUGCUCGGUGAAUAGUCGAGGAUGCAGCGAUUGCAUUUCACAAGUCAUUCAUUUUGGCUAACGCUAGCGGUGUUAGCUAGCUAGUGGGGGGUGACCUCACCUCAGCUGGGUUUAGCUGACUUGCUAGGUACUCUAAGCUGCUACCCCUUUGCUGCUGGGCAGUUCGGCUAAAUUUCAGCUGAGAUUUCGCGAUAAAUUAAUCGACAGGCACCAGCAUCAGCCACUUAGGCCCUUUGGCUAGUGUGCAAAGUGAGACGGAAACAGCUGCGGCCAACAGCAGGCACACUAUGGAUUAUGAACAUAAAGCGAAGGCAGUGGCUGACUGUCUGCAGAGCUACAGGAAGGACGAGAGCGGCUGGAAAGUCUGCAAGAAAUCGAACGACGUGGUUGUGUCUUGGCGUCCCUCCACUGAGUUCCCAGGGAAUGUUUACAAAGGUGAGGGGAUUGUCAGUGGCAGCCCAGAGAAAGUGUGGGAGUGUCUGAAGCCAGUGCCCAGUGGGCUGAGAGUCAAAUGGGACAACAACGUCAAAAAGUUUGAGCUUCUGGAACAAAUCACAGAGGACAUCUCUGUCUGCCGAACAGUCACGCCUUCAGCGGCCAUGGGCAUCAUAGCUCCACGAGACUUUGUAGAUGUUAUUUUAAUUAAGCAAUACGAAGAUGGCACCAUUACGUCAAAUGCCACCCAUGUGGGUCACCCUGGCUGUCCUCCCCAGUCAGGCUACGUCAGGGGAUUCAACCAUCCAUGUGGCUGCAUCUGUGUCCCCAUCUCAGGAGAGCCCAACAAAACGCAGGUUUUCAGUUUCUUCCAGACAGACUUGGGUGGUUUCCUCCCUCGCUCUGUGGUCGACUCCUUCUUCCCCUCCAGCAUGGCCGAGUUCUACAGCAACCUGGCCAAAGCUGUCAAGUCCCUCAAGGACCAUUGAUGCCAUGAGUGUCGGAGCUGCAUGGUGAGACCUAACGUCUAGUCAUCGGCUCAUCUCAUUUUGAUCAAUCUGAACUGCACACAAAUCAGCAGAGAUUUUGGGAAAGUAGAGGGUUAAAAUUAUAAUCAAAAUGGAAGAGCCCUACGAUUGAUGUCAUAGGUGCAUUCUGUAAGUUUUUAAGUUUAAUAACAGGUGUCGGUAUACUUUAACUAACGAGAUAUCCUCCGAAAUUAAAUGACACUUGUAGAUUUUCCUGUAUUCCUCUGCCAUUGCAGGCAGAUCCAUCAGUAAAUCAGUCAGUCCCCUAAGUGGAAAGCAAGCUUACAGAUUGCCCCUAAGAAGAAUGAGGACUAGCACUUGCCAAAACUCAAUUCAAAGGAGAAAAAUCCCUUUACAUUCCCUUCAGCACUUCCCGCCGAAGGGAAUGUAAAUGGAUCUUUUAAAAAUUUCCUCCCAAUGUAAAAAAUGAAAUAGCUGUAAAAUCUAUAUUUUGUACAUGUGCUAAAGGUACAGAACAUCUGGAGAUCUUUCCUUUUGUACCAUAAAUAUGACUCCAGACCAUUCCUCUUCUACUGACUGCAUACUCAUGUGUGUACAGUAAACAUGCAUGUUGCAUGGACCUUACCUACCCUACCAUGGAAUCACAUUCCUGGGCCAGGGCAGUGACGGAUACCUCAUAUUGUCAUUUGUGUCGUACUUGAAAUGCCACAGUUUUGCUCGUCUCAACUCACCUUUAACCAUAGAUACCUGCCUCAUAUCUAGCACACUAAAACACAAAAGCACAGGAACUAGCACAGUAGUUUGCAGUAAGGGAAAAUUGCAGUAUUACGCACAUACCGCUAUAUCACUGAUAAGGGAAACGUCAUGAUAAGGGGUCUUUGUAAACGGAAGCAGAUUUCUGUUUUAAACAUGUCAGCCUUUUUUAAUGGCACUAGUUCCCAGAGUAAUUUGCCCAUUCAUUUUCAAAGACAUUUCAGGAAAUCUGUUUUCACUUUUAAGAGUUUUAAGAUUUGACUUAAACCAGCCAGAUUCCUGAUGAAUCAUGAGUAGAUAGAUAGGAAGAUAGAGUCGCAAUUGCUAAUUUGUAGUAGUUUUCUUCUCUUUGUCCCUAAACAGACAUUAUGUCCAACUAUAAAAUCUUGUAGUAGCACAAGUCACUAACUGAUAGCUAGCUGUAAUAAAGGUAUAGUAAUAAGCCUCUGAUUGUUGGGAAAUCACUUAAAGGACAGUUCCACCCAAAUUCAACCUUGGCCUCAUUUUACCGUAUUUUCCAACUGUAGCGAUCACUUGUGACCAAAAUGUAAUCAAAUGCGUCAUUGUACUGUAGAAUGCUGACAAUCUGUAGUCCACAAUGUAUGACUGUCAGUAACGUCAAGGCUGCUAAUCACACUUGUUUUGGGAAAAAUGAAUGGGAACCUUAAUAUGAGCUGUCUUCUCGUCACGGUAGUCUGUCCAUGUUUUCUUAACACCUUAGGACACAUUUAACAACUGGACCGCAAUUUAUCCUCUCAGCUGUAUUUUAUACAUCACAACCCAAAUUCAGGAAUCACGACAUUCAGUCAGGUUGAGACGUAUCACUCAUCUAUACUUGCACACUACCAAACUACAUUACAGUUUACAGCACUGGAAAAAAUGACUUCUAAAUCUAAAAAUUAUCUGUUUGUUGAGCAGUACUCAAUAAAAUUCAGUGUUCAGUUGUUGCAAAAUUGCAACCUCAAGAAUGAAUAUUCACCUCUUUUAACUGUCAAUUUCCACACAGCUUACACAGUCGUCUUCAGGUACUCAAAAAGAACUUGACCUCAGCACGAGCGUACUGUGGAACUGUACAGAAUCUGUACUUCCUUUAAUACUGUAACUUAAGACACUAUGGCACGUCGUGGUUGAAAAGAAACAAUGCUGUAUCUUGGUGGUUUAGACACUUUGUAAGCCUUCGUUUGCCUCCCCCAUCACCUGUCAGGACACUAAAAUUUCAUUAUAUGGAAUGCAUAGAUUUCUAACAAUCACAACCAGACAGGGUUCCCAUGCAACCUGGGAAAAUUAGAAAACUGACUUAAAACUGAUUUUAAAAAUGUCCUGGAAGUAUUCAUAAAAUGCUGGAAAAUUGUAAAGUUUGGCUGAAAUGAUAUUUAAUUGUUUUCUUUAGCUCACAUUGUAUAUUUUUAGUGGCAGAUACCCACAUUUUAGCGACCAUUCACACCCACUUUGGUGUAGUGCAGUGUCAUCAGUUGAUGGAAGACCAAACAGGUGAUGCUGUGAUCAGCACAGUGUUUGUGUAGAAGCAACACGUUAUUUGCAUGUUGUCAACAUGCUUGUGCGUUGUUAGCCUGUUGCUAACAAGUCAACACGUGCAUUGUUAGCAUGAUGUUAACAUGUUAUUUUUUUUUAACAUGUAGACAAGACAUAUAAGACACAAAGUAUUGACUGUCUAAUUUGAGAUUUCAGUUUGAUACGGUUUUCAGCUUUUUGACCAUUUUGAAUCAUGUGAGCAACUGCUAACAUGUAUGUGAGUCAUUGAAUAUGUCCUUGAAAAAUUAUGGAAAAUGAUUUGUGUAGAUGAGUGGGAACCCUGACCGAUAAAUGUCAAGAUUGACAUUUAUACCCAGAUUCAAUCAUGCCUAACUGAAUUUCUCUCUGAAUCCACUAAGUUCGGUAUAUUGUUUGAAAAAUUCUGUUACUAGCACUUUAUUAUUGGAAAAUUCUUUCAGCAUUUGUGAGGUUUGGUCUUAAAAAGUACCUCUCAACCCAGGUCAGUUUUUGAAGUGCGAUGAAGCCAGUAUGCCAGAGGAUGAGGAUGAGUAUAUAGUUAAGGGAAUGCACUGUAUGGUAUGUGAUUUGUUGCGGUGAGACGCUGCUGGUAUUGUAAUCUGCAUGCCCAGUUUCUUCAGAGCCUUUCCAUGUAAGAUGAGCCAUAUGAGGGUGACACAUUUUUAACUGAUCUUCUCAGUAGUACCAGGAUUCCUUUCCAAACGUUUUGUUGCCAGAUGUUUAACCUUUUUAAUAACCUUUAUAAGAGCAUUCCACCAGUUACAAGUCAUGUGUGCUUGUUUUUAUUAUUGCUUACAAGCCGAUUUAAAGGCAUCUCUUGUGUGUAUUGUUCAGUAUGUGGAGCCUGCAACUCUUGCGAUAUUGUCUUAAACCGAGCACAUGCAGGUAGCUGCUAAAAUCAAAGAAACAUGGUGUAUUAAGGACAGAAUGCAUUGAAAACCACAGGGGCAAGAUUCUCCUGGCUUUGUUUAAAAGGGCAUUAAGUAAUCUAUGACCUUUAGCAGCCUCCUAUGCAACCAGUAGAGAUUGCAUCAUCAUUAGUGGGAGGUAUCUCCUCUUAUGCAAGCCUCUGGUAUUUGACAUGGUGGUCUAAUGAACAUGAAAGCCAUGUAAACUCUGGCUUUCUCCAUGCCAAAACCCGGUACAGUUAAACCAUUAUAUUACAGAAAGCACUUGAUUGUUUCCCCAUCAGAGGGUUUUUAACAAGUGUCAGUCAAAUACUUGACUAAGUUCUCUGUGUGCUUCAGUAUGGAUUCAAAUAUCUAUAAACUCUCUGUCAUGGUGCAUUGAAUCUGUCAGUUCACAGCCCAUCAGCCGCCUCCGACACUUUCUGGCUGUGUUUCUUACGUUUUGGCAGUUAGCUGCAUGUUGUCAUGGAUACACUGUUUCUGAUAAAUUGAUAAUAAUUUGUCCAACAUAGAUUAUAUGUAAAAUGGCACUUGUUAAAUGUUUGUAAUGUUUGCCUCCUACUGAAAGCAACUGCUGCUAAUGACAAUGAUCUAAAUGUUUUAAAAUGUCACCAUAAGAAAUAGACUGUUUACCUUGUACUGUACUGUACCCAGUACGUUUUGUAUUUCACCAGCAUUAAAAUUAUUGAUACCCACCCA